GCAUUCACACAUAUCCACCCCGACGAAAACGCCCCCAGCACAAAUCUCUAACGCAGGCAGAUGAAUGCCCCCCGCAAACAGCGCAAACACGAACCCAAACCUCAACUUCACCGUUAUUGUGAACCCCUGCUCGGGCCCCUGCAUCAACCGCACCAUAGAAGCGCCCUACAUCACCGAGCUGCCGCGGCUGCGCGAGUACAAGAACAUCCGCACGCUCGGCUACGUCGCUACGAACUACACCAACAAGCCCAUCGACCUCGUGCUGCAGGAGAUAGACACGUAUGCGAACUGGUCGGCCGUCCUGGGCGGCGAUGCGUUCCAUGUCGAUGGCAUAUUCUUUGAUGAGACGCCCGGGCCGUAUCAUUGGAGGUCGCAUGAGUAUCUCAGUGCGGCGACGGCGGAGGUGAAGAAGUCGGAGGGUUUGGGGCAGAAGAUAGUCGUACACAACCCGGGCGCAAUCCCCUACAUCCCCUGGAACUACCUCGACAUCGCCGACAUAACCGUCGUCUUCGAAGAGACCUUCGCCAAGUUCAUCGACGCCCCCAACUUCAACGCCAUCCGUGACCUGCCCGCCAACAGCAACCUCACGAAGUCCCACUUUGCAGUCAUGCUGCACAGCGUGCCCAACAUCCCGGAUGAGCUGCUGGCGUGGGUCGCGGCGCAGUUGAAGACGAACGUCGGGUGGGCGUUCGUGAGUAGCGUGGGCCAGCCGGGCGAGUAUUGGCACAGUUUUUCGAGUGUUUUUGGGGCGUUUAUCGGGCAUUUUGCGAAGGCGUGAGGGGGUGGUUGUUGUGUCAUUG
Aaosphaeria arxii CBS 175.79 is the source of this 800-nucleotide messenger RNA. RefSeq lists its product as uncharacterized. The coding region runs from base 65 to 778 and encodes 237 amino acids. NCBI's taxonomy places the organism in Eukaryota, Fungi, Ascomycota, Dothideomycetes, Pleosporales. The transcript has 2 exons. The record is from RefSeq and is a predicted model, not a curated record.